Gadus chalcogrammus (walleye pollock) is the source of this 3591-nucleotide messenger RNA. RefSeq names its product cap methyltransferase 1 (gene cmtr1). Bases 69 to 2558 code for a protein of 829 amino acids. The transcript has 24 exons. Gene Ontology annotation, biological process: 7-methylguanosine mRNA capping. NCBI's taxonomy places the organism in Eukaryota, Metazoa, Chordata, Actinopteri, Gadiformes, Gadidae. The record is from RefSeq and is a predicted model, not a curated record. Gene Ontology annotation, cellular component: cytoplasm; nucleus. Gene Ontology annotation, molecular function: nucleic acid binding; protein binding; methyltransferase cap1 activity.
GUCCCAGGGUGGCUGGCCUGGUCUCUGAGACAACAAACUGCAGUGCCACCGCACGUCAAUCAACCACAAUGAAAAGAAGGGGUGAGCCCCCCGCCAUGGCCCCUCUGAGCCCCAAGAAACCAAGACACGAUGGCAGCUCAGAUGAUGAGUCGCCCAUAUUAUCAAACAGUCAUGACUCCAGUCAGAGUGACUCCCACAGUGACCAGGAUGAGCCCCGAGCAGGAUUCUCCAUGUCGGCCCCACAGCCUGAUGCCGCCUCCGAGACAGGCCCUGACACAGAGGAGGGCUCCAAGUUCGCCAUGUACAACACGGUCUCACAGAAGCUCAUGGCUAAGAUGGGCUUCCGUGAAGGCGAAGGCCUGGGGAAGUUCGGCCAGGGGCGGAAGGAGAUCAUCGAGGCAUCAACCCAGCGCGGGAGGAGAGGACUGGGGCUCACGCUGCAGGGCUUCCAGGGGGUUCUGAACAUCGACUGGCAGGAUGAGCCUGAGCCCAGUGCUGUGGAGAAGGUGGAGUGGUUCCCAGAGUCCACAGCUACAAUCCCAGAUGCGGAUGAGCUGAAGCAUUGGAUGGCACUCGGACCGCGGAAAUUAAAGAUUGAAGAUGAAACCGUGUUCUGCACAGAAGAUCUCCUACACACUCUGUUAAGGUGCAAGUCGGUGUUUGACAACCUGGAGGGAGAGGAGAUGAGGCGAGCAAGGACGCGCUCCAACGCCUACGAGACCAUUCGGGGGGCCUUCUUCCUCAACAGAGCAGCCAUGAAGAUGGCCAACAUUGACUACUGCUUUGACAACAUGUUCACCAACCCAAAGGAUCCACAAGGGAGGCCGUUGACGCGGGAGCACGACGGGGAGCUGCUGUACUUCGCCGACGUAUGCGCAGGCCCCGGCGGCUUCUCUGAGUACGUGCUGUGGAAGCGCCGCUGGCACGCCAAGGGCUUCGGCAUGACCCUGAAGGGCCCCUGUGACUUCAAGCUGGAGGACUUCUUUGCUGCGCCCAGUGAACUGUUUGAACCGUACUACGGGGAAGGAGGCAUCGAUGGUGACGGGGACAUCAUGCGGCCGGAGAACAUCAGUGCUUUCCGUAACUUUGUCAUGGAGAGCACGGAGAGGCGGGGCCUGCAUUUCCUCAUGGCCGAUGGGGGCUUCUCUGUGGAGGGCCAGGAGAACAUCCAGGAGAUCCUCACCAAACAGUUGCUGCUGUGUCAGUUCCUCACGGCCAUGUCCACCGUCAGGACCGGUGGUCAUUUUGUGUGCAAGACGUUCGACCUGUUUACUCCCUUCACCGUGGGUCUGGUCUACCUCCUCUACCUCUCCUUCGACAGGCUGUCCCUCUUCAAACCCGUCACCAGCCGGCCCGCCAACUCAGAGAGGUACAUCGUGUGUCGAGGUCUGAAGCCGGGCUCGGAUCCCAUCAGGGAGUACAUGUUCAGGAUCAACCUGAAGCUGAAUCAGCUGAAGCAGUCCGACACUGACGUGCUGGAGGUCGUGCCGCUGAGCGUGAUCAAGGAAGACAUCAAGUUCUACCAUUACAUGGUCAACUCCAAUGAGGGUAACUGCGCUGUCCAGAUUAAGGCCCUGGCCAAGAUCCACGCCUACGUCUUAGACCAAGCUCUAUCAGAGACCCGGCAGGCUGACAUCAGAAAGGACUGUAUGAAGCUUUGGGGGGUCCCUGAUAAGGCGCGCGUCACCCCAUCCUCCUCAGACCCCAUAGCAAAGUUUUACGAACUAAUUAAGAGCUCAGACGUGGACUCAUUCCAGUCCAAGGUCACGGCUCUGAGCUCCAGCACGCUGGAGAAAGUCCACCAGGUCCUCAACUUCCGCUGUAUCGUGGGUGGAGGAGAGCAGAACUUCCUUCUCUCCCUGGGGAAGUCCCAGAUCUACGUGUGGGAGGGCAAGAUGCCGGUGCGCUGGAGGAAGCUGGAGAACUUCAAGCUGGAGCUGCCCAGGGAGACUCUGCUGAGCGUGGAGGUGGUCCAGGAGCUCAAGGGGGAGGGCAAAGCGCAGAGGAGGAUCAACGCGGUGCACGUGCUGGACGCGCUCAUACUCAACGGAACGGACGUUAGAGAGCUGCACUUCAACCAACGAAUCCAGAUGGCAGAGAAGUUUGUGAAGGCCGUGUCCAAGCCCAGCCGACCGGACAUGAACCCCAUCAGGGUGAAGGAGGUGUACAGACUGGAGGAGAUGGAGAAGAUCUUUGUCAGGCUGGAGAUGAAGGUGACCAAGAGUUCUGGCGGAGUCCCGCGUCUGUCCUACACCGGCAGAGACGACAGACACUUCCUCCCGACCGGCCUUUACAUCAUCAAGACCGUCAAUGACCCGUGGACCAUGGCGUACAGCAAGAACCAUAAAAAGAAGUUCUUCUACAAUAAGACCACCAAGGACUCCACCUUCUCCAUGCCCCCGAGCUCCGUCACCCCAUUCCGUGUGUGCCACUUUGAGCGUCUCUUCUGGGCAUGGGAGGAGGGGGUCAUCGUUCACGACUCCCAGACGCGAGUGGACCCAGAUAAACUGUCCAAGGAUGAGGUGCUGGACUUUAUUCACCAGAACUACCAGCCCUGAAGAGCAGCAGCAGCAGCAGCAGCAGCAGCAGCGUGGUUCUGGCUGGCCGAGACCUGGUGUGUUGAGACAGACUGCCCUGAAUCAACCAUGAAGGAUGGUUUGGGUCUGUGGGAGACUGUUUCUACAUCAUGGACGACCGGGUUUCUCGGUCUAUCUCAUUUUCUCCAUGGCCCCAGCUCAAUAUGAAUUAUGACGAUGAAUUGAUGAAACACACAAAAAAUAUGCCUGCCAUUGUUACCCAUUAAGUAUAGCAUGUCCUUCUUGUUCGAUUUACAGUUUUCCCUCCAUGCUGCGUGUUCACAGGCUUGUUUUUGUCAGGGAGAGGCGAUUAACUUACAAUCGACUGAUACAAUUGUAUAACUUAUGGCUUCAACUAUACACAUAGGAAUGUGUGGUUGUUUUUUUGCUCCGAGUCUUGUCCAAUUUUCCUAUCAAAGGGGUCAUAUUUUAGUACUUUAUUUUCUAAAUUCUCUAAGCCUUACCCCAAAUGUAGCUGCAACCAAAAUGCAAUAAUCACAAAAUAUUCUGUAUAUAUUUGGCAAGCUCAUAAUCACCUGCAUCAGUGUACUCUUGGUGGCCUCAUACCUGACCUGAUAUUUGACAGAUUGCUGGUUUUAACUUUUUUUUAAAUCUUGCAACAUGUUUGGGGUUCAGUUUCGUUCCUUUUUCAAUGUUUUGAGGAUUUGUUCUUUGUGUAAAUGUAUCUUUCAAUAUACACAGUAAUAAACAGGAAGCCCCCAAGUUUGCCCUUGAUAUACAUUAUUGCCAGAACAUAUUAAAUCCAUUUUCUUUUUUAAACUAGAUGCCAUUCGUGUGAUUAUUGUGUGGUAUCAUUAAAGUUAUUUUAGAUAGAAAUCAUGCACUGGAUUUAUAUAGGCUGUUUCUUGAAAGUAACAAAGUUGUAAAAGCAGCUAAAAAAAAAAAUGAUAUAAUCAUAAGCUCUUGACUUAAAGGCCACAUCAAGGAUGUGUUAUGAGCAGUAGCGGAGCCAAAGAAUCCUGAUUGUGGAGCUAUGGGUGGACUGGAUUGUUUA